UUUAAGUUAUAUAAAAAAAAUAAAUAAAAGGAAAAAAAUAACCUUCAAAACACUCACGCCCGCCUCCCUCACAAGAUCGCCCUAGCUCCCGCCGCACCGCCCUCGCUGGAUGCCCUCUCGCGCUCGAAGCUCGCCGGCGAACGCUCGACUGCCGUCGUUCUCCCCGCUGCCGGAGCUCCUACCCGAGGGAUUUCGAGGGGAGAUUUUGGCCUCUUCACCGUCUCGGCCGUUUGCUCGCGGUUCUUAGGUCCUCGCCGCCGGCCUCCCUCGUCGCCGGCCUCCCUCGUCGCCGGCGUCCAGCACCCGCCGGCCUUAGCCUUCUCUGGCGCGAACUCUCAGCGGCAUCCCGGAUCCCUCCUUGGGUUGCUCGUGACCGCAGCCCCCGACGGCUAAGCCUCCUUCGACGUGUGAACCUCCCUCCGGCGUUCCACUGCUGUACCUAGGGCAGAGCUCGCUCCCUCUCCCCUGCAUUUUUCUACAGGCUCUCCACCGAAGCACCUCGUCGGCCCUCGCUCGCUUGUGGUCAGAAACUUCGCCGGAGUCCUCGCCAUCGACGGACACCAAGGGUCUCACGGCGUGAAAAGAGUGGAAGUUCUCUCCCAUUUCGAAGAGAGCUUCUUCCGGACUUUGUUGGGCAUCGAGCAAACUUUGCGUUGUAUCAUGCCCGACUUCUCUUAAAGGUUGAUUUACUAUGAGCAGCACUAUCGAAAGGGGUUGGGAUGAAGAAUACUCUGAAAUUGGCGACAAGGGUGAUGUUGGUUUUUUGGAUUUCGAGAAUGAUAAAUCGUUUUGUAGUUUUAAUCCAACUGAGACAGGUCCUGUUGUGAUUUCGACCCCCUUCCCUUUCAUUUCUGGAAAACCUCAAUCUGCUGUCAUUGGGGAGGUAUCUUCUGACUCUAUCUGUAUCAAAAACACCACCGAUGAACCAGUUGAAUUGUGGAGUAUUCGAAUCUUUUCUUCCAGCCCAGAGGAUUCAUAUCUUCUUUCUUUAAUGAAGCCACCGGCUGCUAAUGCUGAUGAGAGAGAAAUUGAUGCAUUCGUGGAUUCAGAUGCUCUGGAAGAUAGGGUGCUUCAACCAAGACAGACUCUUACUAUUUGGCUUUCAUGCAGACCUAAAGAAAUAGGUUUACACACUUCAGCUGUGCAUUUUGAUGUGGGUUCUGACAAAAUUGAGCGAAUUGUUUUUUUGUUGGCUGAUGAUGAAGUAUCACAAGCUCUGUUCUGUAAGAAACCCUAUUCCAGAGGUCCACGUCGUAGAAUGUUGUUUGAGUGUGACAAUUUUGUAGCUGGUUCUCGACCGCAUAGGCCUGUUACACAGUCAAGUAGAUACAAACUUCCUGGGUAUGCCAUACCUAAAGAAAUCCGUGAACUGGUUGAGGCUAAGCAGAUUCCUGAUGUUAUAAUGGAAGGGUUAAAUACUUCAAACUAUGCCAGAUUUUUUAGCUCUUUGGUUAACAUUGAAGAAAUACAUUUGGGGGAAGAGAUGAGAGCUCAUGACAUGGAGUCGGUGAGUAUGAGGAGGAGGGAUAACCAGUUUUUGUCCCUUGUUGUCCCUGGUUUGGCUGAGAGAAGGCCAUCCCUUGUACAGGGAGAUUUUAUUUUUGUUAAACUUGCCACUGACAUUUCAGAUAGUAGAUCUCGUCCUUAUCAGGGUUAUAUUCACAAAGUCGAAGCUGAUGAAAUUCUUCUAAGAUUUGAUAAGAAUCUACAUCAGUGUCAUCGGGAUGAUCACCUCUAUACUAUUAGUUUCACUUACAACAGAGUGAAUAUGCGAAGAUUAUAUCACACUGUUCAAGCUGCAGAGAGUUUGGGACCUGAAAUCCUCUUUCCAUUUCAGUCGGCAAACAGAAGGGUUAUCAACACAGUUCCUUUUCAGCCCUUGAGUCCAUCACUUAAUAGAGAACAGAUGCAUUCCGUUGAAAUGAUUCUUGGUUGCAAAGGAUUUCCGCCAUAUGUGAUCCAUGGACCUCCAGGUACUGGGAAGACAAUGACACUGGUUGAAGCCAUACUGCAGCUCUAUACCACAAGGAGAAAAGCGAGAAUCCUAGUUUGUGCUUCUUCAAAUAGUGCAGCAGACCAUGUUUUGGAAAAACUGCUUGCUCAGAAUGCAGUUGGGCUGAGACAAAAUGAAAUAUUUAGGCUAAAUGCAACCAGCCGCCCGCUCGAAGAUAUCAAAUCUGAUUUUGUUAGUUUUUGUUUUUUUGAGGGCACAACUUUUAAAUGUCCUCCACUAAAAGCUUUGUUGCGUUACAGGGUCAUCAUAUCAACUUAUAUGAGUUCAUUUCUGCUACACGCUGAAGGCAUUCGCAACGGCCACUUCUCUCACAUUUUCCUCGAUGAGGCUGGCCAAGCUUCUGAACCUGAGACAAUGGUUCCGAUAUCAACCUUAUGUGAGAAGGAUAGUGUCGUUGUUCUUGCGGGAGACCCCAUGCAACUAGGUCCUGUUGUCUAUUCAAGAAUUGCAGAGAGCCACGGCUUGGGAAAAUCCUACUUGGAAAGGCUGUUUGAGUUUGAAUAUUAUGAAGGAGGUGAUGAGAAUUAUGUUACAAAGUUGCUGCGGAACUAUCGUAAUCAUCCUUCUAUUCUGGAACUACCCUCAAAAAUUUUCUACAAAGGUGAAUUGAUUGCUUGCAAAGAUGAUGAUGAUGAAUCUUCUAUUUAUGACUGGAUUAACCUUCCAAACAAGACAUUUCCAGUCCUAUUUGUUGGAAUUCAAGGAUGUGAUGAGAGAGAAGGUUGUAAUCCAUCAUGGUUUAAUAGGAUUGAGGCUAGUAAAGCUGUGGAUAUUAUCAAAAAACUGUUGAGGAACCCUGACCUGAGCGAGGGUGAUAUUGGAGUUAUAACUCCUUAUAGGCAACAAGUGCUGAAGCUACAGAAUGCCUUAGAGUCGCUUGAAAUACGAGAUAUCAAGGUUGGAAGUGUGGAGCAAUUUCAGGGACAAGAAAAAAAAAUAAUAAUCGUAUCAACUGUCCGUUCAACCAUUAAACAUGAUGAGUUUGACAGAGUGUACAGCUUGGGUUUUCUUAGCAAUCCCCGGAGGUUUAAUGUUGCUAUCACUCGGGCUAGAUCCUUGCUUAUUAUAAUUGGGAAUCCACACAUAAUAGCAAAGGAUCCUUACUGGGAGAAGCUAUUGAGGCUUUGUGUAGAUAAUGGUUCGUAUCAGGGAUGCUCUCUUCCUUCUCUGGAGAGAGAAGAUUUUUGCAGGCCAUUCUCGCCCCAUUUUCUUCCACAAAAGCCAAACUCUGAAGGAGUUGAAUGGGGAGAAGAUUCAUUCCAUUGUUCCAAACGAGUUGAAUGGGGAGAUGAAGUCACAAAACCAUAUAACUACAAAGAUGUUGAAGAUGUUGAAUUCGGUGAAUCUGUAGAGCACCCAAAUGAGGGAAAAUGGUUGGGAAAUGACUCCAAAUUUAAUUCCGAUAAAUAUGACAGUGCUGAUAGUUCCGCUCGGAAUGAUUCUUCCAUUGACCAUUACGGAUCUAUCAAAGCAGAAGUGGAGGAUGAAACAAACAAUUUUGAUGGAGCUGGCCAUGAUUGCUCUACACCCUUCAAGAUGGAAAUUGAAUGGAAAGGUAUGACCUGCACCUCCACAGGUUGGGAUUGAUCGUGCUUUGGAAUGUUAUUUUGCUUGAUUUUUUGGAGUUAAAAGUAUCUAUGAAGCUUGAUUUUGUAUGUUAGGGUGGUAAGCAAAUUAGUGUAUUCAUUGAACAACUCGAUAUUUGGUCAUAUAAACUUUCUUUAUCUUAGUCAA
Messenger RNA from Phalaenopsis equestris, 3748 nucleotides. RefSeq names its product probable RNA helicase SDE3. Gene Ontology annotation, molecular function: RNA binding; 5'-3' RNA helicase activity. Bases 692 to 3601 code for a protein of 969 amino acids. The transcript has 5 exons. The record is from RefSeq and is a predicted model, not a curated record. Lineage: Eukaryota; Viridiplantae; Streptophyta; Magnoliopsida; Asparagales; Orchidaceae.